Messenger RNA from Spinacia oleracea (spinach), 1911 nucleotides. Its product is annotated as protein TIC 40, chloroplastic. Gene Ontology annotation, cellular component: chloroplast inner membrane; chloroplast thylakoid membrane. Gene Ontology annotation, biological process: chloroplast organization; protein import into chloroplast stroma. Lineage: Eukaryota; Viridiplantae; Streptophyta; Magnoliopsida; Caryophyllales; Amaranthaceae. The record is from RefSeq and is a predicted model, not a curated record. Bases 184 to 1533 code for a protein of 449 amino acids. The transcript is spliced from 12 exons.
AGAUAAUGAGGCCUGAUGUUGUUCAUACAAUCAUCCCAGUAAGCCAAUAAGGCAAUACUCUCGCUCUCUCUCUGUCUGUGCUAAACCCCGCAAAAUAGCAACAACUUUUUAGCAAUCUUCAUCCUUUUGUUCAUCGUUCACCACCAUUUCCAAAGAACUCCAAUUUGUAAGCCAAGCAAAAAGAUGGAGAAUUUAUCCCUAGUUUCAUCAAAACCAGUAACGGGUUUAACCUAUUCCCCAAAUUACAGAACCCUUUCUACUAAACAAUGCUUUGGCCUCCCUCUUCUUCCCCCAAAACCAAUUGGGUAUCUCUUAGCCUCAAAACCCAGAUCAAAAACUGUCCUUUUUGCCUUCUCCAGCCCAAAUUCCAGGAGAAAAUCUUCUAAUUAUGGGAAGAAAGAUAAUGGGGCUGAGCUAUUUGCAAGCACUUCUGCUACUGCUCAAGAGACAACUACUUCUGUGGGUGUUAAUCCACAGCCUUAUGCUCCACCUCCUUCUUCCCAAAUUGGGUCACCUUUGUUCUGGAUUGGAGUUGGUGUUGGUGUUUCUGCACUUUUCUCCUUUGUUUCAUCAUGGAUGAAGAAAAAAGCAAUGCAAGUAGCUGUCAGUACAAUGAUGGGUCAGAUGGGCCCGAAAGAUAAUCAAUUUAGUAACGCGGGCUUUUCAACUGGCUUACCUUUCCCAUUUCCACCUCCACCUACAUCAGGCCCUAGUAGUUCUGGAUUUCCCUACCAACAACCAUCUACUUUCUCUUCUGCACCGAACCGGGCUACCACUCCUUCUCCCGCUGCUUCUGGUGCCACUGUGACAGUUGAUGCUUCUGCAACUGAAACAGAAUCCUUAAGGCCUGCAGUUGUUAAAGAUGAAGCCGAAACUAAGGCUGAAGCUAAAAGAUCUGCAUUUGUAGAUGUCUCUCCUGAAGAAACUUUCCAAAAUACUGCAUUUGAAAACUAUAAUGACUCAUCUUCGGCAACGUCAUCCGAGAAUGCAAAAUUUGCUGAGGUAGUACAAGAUGGAGCUACUUCAAAAGAAAGUACUUCAGAGCAAGCUCAAUCUACACGAAAUAACGGUUCUUUGCUAUCCGUGGACACUUUGGAGAAAAUGAUGGAAGAUCCGACUGUGCAGCAGAUGGUUUUUCCACAUUUGCCUGAAGAGAUGAGGGAUCCAGCUACCUUUAAGUGGAUGCUACAAAAUCCAGUAUAUCGUCAGCAGCUGCAAGAAAUGCUGGACAACAUGGGGGGAAGCCCGGAUUGGGACAACCGUAUGGUUGAUAAUCUAAAAAACUUUGAUUUGAAUAGUCCUGAAGUUAAGCAGCAGUUUGACCAAAUCGGCCUUACACCUGAAGAAGUUAUCUCAAAAAUCAUGGCUAAUCCUGAUAUUGCAAUGGCGUUCCAGAAUCCCAGAGUUCAACAAGCCAUUAUGGAUGUUUCACAGAACCCCUUGAAUAUCGUCAAAUAUCAAAACGAUAAUGAGGUUAUGGAUGUCUUCAACAAAAUACAACAGCUCUUCCCAGGGACUGCAGGUCCGUUCUGAUGGGUUUGCAUGGAAAUUUGUACUCUUUGUUAUUGGAAGAUAGAAUGCGAGUUCUGCAUAAAUGGGCGCAACACCACAGUACUGAAGUCCUUGAUAUAUGAUCAACAAUAUGACUCGAUGUCAAUUAUCUAAGGAUGUCGCUCGAGGAUUCUAUCCAGCCCUGUGCAAAUUUUUGGUAAAUGUGAGGUAGUUUUUUAUGUCUUUGGGCUAUGAAUAUGUAGAAGUUGACAGGUCUUGUGAUUUUUUUUUAUUAUUAUGCAGCGAUGGAUGAAUUAGUGCACAAGUACCAGAUUAGCAGUAAUUAUUUUUCUGAAACUUGUAAAGAACAUUCCUGCAUGAUGGUGGUGAAAUCACUACAAACAGUUAGGUUUUUUUUUA